UACCGACGGAUAUUUUCGUAACGUUUUGCCGCUUAUGUCGGCUUAGGCAGUUAUUUAUUAAAUUUAAUGAAAAUUUGUAUUAACUGGUGAAGUGCAAGUCACAGUAGCUAUUUUUCGUUGGCCGGUGGUGAAUUUCGAUUUGGCAAUGGACAAAUCGAUGCCGGAUACUGACUGAAUUUUUGUAGUUGUGAUGCAGUAGGUUUUGUGGAUGUCCCAUCAGAUUGCAAUGUGAUGAUCACGUAAUGGCGGGUAAGGCGUUACAGUGGAAAAUAGUGGCUAAUCCGGCCGGUCCCCAGCCAAGACCAAGGCAUGGACAUCGUGCGGUUGCUAUUAAAGACUUGAUGGUGGUUUUCGGUGGCGGAAAUGAAGGGAUCGUUGAUGAACUUCAUGUUUACAACACAGCGACAAAUCAGUGGUUUGUGCCGGUAACGAAAGGCGAUGUACCACCAGGAUGUGCAGCAUAUGGAUUCGUGGUGGAGGGCACAAGGCUCCUCGUGUUCGGCGGCAUGGUGGAAUACGGCAAAUACAGCAAUGAACUGUACGAAUUACAGGCAUCGAAAUGGGAAUGGAAAAAGCUGAAACCGAGACCACCGAAAAUCGGUCCGGCGCCGUGUCCGCGUCUCGGACACAGCUUCACAUUGGUUAACAAUAAGGUGUACCUGUUCGGCGGCCUGGCCAACGAUAGCAUCGACCCCAAGAACAACGUGCCGCGCUACCUGAACGAUCUGUACACGCUGGACAUACGCAGCGUCCCCAUCCAGUGGGACAUGACUCACACAAACGGUCCGUCUCCUCCCCCGCGAGAAUCGCACACCGGCGUCGCGUACUGCGACAAAAAGAAAAACAAGAACUUCCUGGUGAUUUACGGGGGGAUGAGCGGGUGCAGGUUGGGCGAUUUGUGGUUCCUGGAUACAGAGAGUUUGUCGUGGAGCAAGCCGCAGGUUUCGGGGGUCACGCCACUCCCUAGGUCGUUGCACACUUCCACCUUAAUCGGUCAUAGGAUGUUUGUGUUCGGCGGUUGGGUACCGGUCGACGAGGUCAAAACCGCCACCAAUGAGAAGGAGUGGAAGUGUACCAGUACCAUGGCUUGCCUCAAUUUGGAGACAAUGAAUUGGGACGAACUCGACAUCGAUUCCACGGAGGGUAACUUGCCAUGUGCCCGGGCGGGACAUUGUGCCGUUGGCAUUAGCACACGGCUGUAUAUUUGGUCCGGGCGGGAUGGCUAUAGGAAAGCAUGGAAAAACCAAGUGUGUUGUAAAGAUUUAUGGUACUUAGAAGUAAACAAACCACCGCCACCCAGUAGAGUGUCUUUAGUGAAGGCUGCCACCCAGUCUUUAGAAGUUAACUGGACCGGGUCACCUUCAGUUCGUGCCUAUAUAUUACAAAUACAAAAAUACGAUUUACCACCGCCUCCAGCCGCAGCAACACAAAAACCGAUACAACAAACACAGCCAACAGCAGCAGCGGCGCCACCGCCUUUAAUUACGUCGCCGAAACCAACACCAACGCCCCAGGUGGUACGAUCACCGAGCACGCCUGUCCAAGCCACCAAGGCGGUCAUCUCUAAUCAGCUAUCGCCUAAAGUCGUCACACCCAUCAUCAAAACUUCACCUCAAGUGCGCGUGCAGGGUGCAACCGGAACGAUAAUCCGACAAACGUCGCCCUCACAAGUAGCCGGCAAACCGGUGCUGGUGCAGAAAGCCGGCAAUUUGAUCCAGAAGAGCGGGGUGCAACAGCAGGUGGUCACGCUGGUGAAAACCAGCACGGGCAUGACGCUGGCCACUCUACCCAAAGGAGGCAACAUUGUACAGCAGACCAAAACAUCCGGCACCGUUUUGCCGCAACAAACCAAGAACACCAUCGUAAAAAUCGUGCCUAGCAGUCCGCAGUCGAAUAAAGUCCUCACCACCCUCAAGACAAUCCCCUCGAACAUGAUACAGAUGAACAAGACCACUGGCAAACUGGUGUUGAGUAAAGGGGCGACCGGACAGAUACCCACGCUCAGCAAUCAGCAAGUGCUGGUUGUCAGCUCGAACGCCGGCCUUAAAAAUAUACAGACGGUAACGAAUGCCCAGGCUGUCGGCAUGCAGACUGUUAAAACGACGACGGUGAACGUGCAACCUGUCGCCACAGCCUCGACGAUGUCUAGCUUGCAAGGUGUAAAAAUUGCCGGCAAACCUAUCACCAUAUCAAUGCCCAUGACAGUUGUCGGUUCACCUAAAACGAUUACGCUUUCCAAGAACACUAAACAAGUAAUGAUUGGCGGCAAACAAGUAACAGUACAAAUGGCAACCAGCGCCAACAAAACGCUCACGUUGGUGCAGCCUCAGCAGGGCGUUGGAAAAAUAGUAAGAUUACCAUUAACCACGACAACAACCACAACAAACAACGCCGAACAACCGAAGCUGAUGGUUGUCUCAAGGCCGAAACAACCGUCAGCCUCAUUAGCAUCAGCAAACUUCGAUGGACCCGUAUCGACAAACGCCGCUCUGGCCGCUCUGGCCGCCGAAGCCGGCCUCAUAGACCCCGAACCGGACAAAGAGUCGAAGUCCGUCCUCGACAGCGACGGUUCGGAGGGUCAGACAGCGAGUAGCGAGGAAAUGGCCAUGGACACGCCGGUGGUCGAAUCCGUAACACCAUUGGAAGCCGCCACCGGCCUGUUCGGCGGCAGUACUUUCCAAAAAUUGGGUCUGAAAGGUGGCGGAAGACGUAUCCUGCCACCAACCAGACCCGUCACAUUUAGGGGCGGCCUGAAAGGCGGCAGCAAAGACGCAGUGGAAACGCCGAACGCCAAACCGACAACGGCGGAGGCCGAUUCUACGCAGACCGCCGUGAACGGUGCCGUUAAACACGAACUAGGACAGGAAAACAAUGUAGAAAAUAAUCAAAUGGACAUAGACAAUUUAGACGUGAAACCAGAAAACACCGAAACCGACAUCAAAGACGAGCCCAUGGAAGAGACGGAACCCAAAACCGAGGCGGAACCAGAAGCCGAGGCGCCCGCCAACGCGAUCUCCCAGCCAGCAGCAGACGUGACCAAACAGGAGACCACCCCGGAACCGACUCCGAUGGAGGACAGUACGAAAAAAGAGGACGCAGAAGAUCCGCUGGCGGCGUUGGCAUCGGCCGCGCUUGACCACUCGAAAGACUUGAAAAAGACUGAAAUCAAUAACGGCCCCGCCGAACCGGCACCCGCGAAGGAGACGUGGUACACCGUCGGCUUCAUCAAGGGUACGAGUUGUGAUGUACAAAGCUACUUCUUAUUAGACGACGAGACCACGGCCGACCUGACGAUCGACUCGUUGCCGGAACUGUCGAACUAUACGAGGAUCAACCUGGAGCCGGGCACGGCGUAUAAGUUCAGGGUGGCCGCCAUCAACUCGGUCGGACGGGGGGACUGGAGUGAGAUUUCUGCAUUUAAAACGUGCCUGCCAGGCUUUCCGGGUGCACCGUCAGCCAUCAAAAUAGCGAAAUCGACAGAAGGCGCCCACCUGUCCUGGGAACCACCCAACUCGAAUCAAGGCGAAAUACUUGAGUACUCCGUUUACUUGGCCGUUCGCGGCAAGCCAGAGAAACCGAGUCCGCCUGGGCAAUUGGCGUUCGUGCGCGUCUACUGCGGCCCAAGCAACCAGUGCGUGGUGUCGGAUCACUCGCUGGCUGCAGCUCACCUCGACACAUCUACAAAGGCAGCCAUUAUUUUCCGGAUCGCUGCCAAAAACGAGAAAGGCUACGGACCUGCCACGCAGGUCAGGUGGCUUCAAGAUCCUCAAUCGACAAACAAAGCGGUGAAACGUCUGCCUGAAAGUCAGUCUCCGGCUGUAAAGAAAAUGAAGUUCGACAAGGAGGAGAUGUAAAAAUAAUGAAUGAGUGUUGAUUGUAAAGUAGUCUGUAAAAAUUGUGUUUGCGGACGGCUCCAAGGACUAGAUUCCGGAUUGGAGUGAUCUUGCGUUGACGAAAUAUAAGAAUGAACAUGAAAUGAGAAACAACAAACAAUCAAGUGUAUUUAUAAUUUGUAUAGUGUUAGUGGACUAAUGAACACUAUUUUAUUUUUAUAACUAGUAUUGGAAAUUAUGUUACGUUGGUUUGUGUGAUAUCUGAAGAUAUCUUUUAUCUAGAUAAAAGCAAAUCGCAUGAAUGGUUGUCGAGUGAAAUUCAUAAUUUUUUUGAAUGUGCUUCAGUUCAAUUCAAAUCUUUUUUGUUCCCAAUUUACACAAUAGACUUGUACGAUACUGGUUGCCUUUCGGCGAUCCUCGAAACAUUUUUAAAAACAUUUUAUUGUUAAGAUAGUUUUUGGGGGAUUGAUAAAAUUUAAAUGAAAUUGUUUUAUUGAUUUGCAUAGAUUUAAUAGUUGACUGAGAACUUAAAUAUUUGUCAAUGUAUAUAAUAUAUAUAUAUAUAUAAAUAAAUAUAUAAUUUUUCAUUUAAAUUUUUAUCAAACCUUAUUGGACUUUUCAUUUAGCAUGUUUACGUGAUUUAUAGUUUAUGUUACAAUAUUAAUUUUCCCAGACAAGUGAUAUAUUCUACAAGUUCAUGAAACUUUCAAACAAAGUUACUUUUUGUAUUGUAGAAUAUAUCUGGCGAUCACUCUGGUCGACGAUAAUAAAUAAUGAAAUUUGCAACUGUUUAUAUCAAUCAUCCCAAAUUAAAUAAAUUUAUAAAAUAUAUUCGUUGUCUGAAAAUGAGAGAUUUACUGGAAGUUUAGAUUGUUUUUAUCAGUUUUAUUAAUUUCUAUGGACAAGAUUUAUCAAUAAUUAACCUGAUAAUUUGGUUUGAUUUAUGUCGAAUUGAAUGACUAUUAAGAUCAUCCUUCAAUUUUUGAAUGGUGUUAAUCAGCUCCAUAUUUGGAGUAAUCUUUUGUAUUAUUUGUAGCAUAUAUUUUCAUGUUUGUUAAGGUGCUUUGGUCAUUGUUUAAAUUAUACAGAAAGCAGCGACAAUGUGCAAAAAUUAAGUAUACAUGUUUUACGCUCAUUAUAUUAUGAUUUUAUUUUUUACAUACAUAAGCUGUCUGCAAAUUCAAAACUGUUACGGAAUCUCCUUUAUUUUAACUAUUUUUUAUUAACAUCAAUCAAUUAUGUGAAGUGCACAGUUUACAAAUUGCUGAAUUUGCAAGUGGUUUAACUUUUUUUUUAUUCAUCUUUGUUUGAUAUUUCGCAUAAAAGAGUAUAGUAUUUCAAUAAUUUAUCUACAUUAUAUUGUACAAAUAUUUUAUUGAAAUAAUAGAAUUUUUCAAGCAUGUCAAGUAUUUGACAAUGAUGUUUUUGCUAUUAUGGAAAGAUUUGUGGUACUUUAUUCCCACUUAUUUAUUUACAAAAUCAUUUUGUCUGUAUUAUGUUCUUAAUGCACUAAUUAUGUACUUUAACAAGAAAAUGUUAUUAAAAUCAUGCGUAUAUCAUAUAUUUGUACGAAAUUUAUAUUUGCAAAAUAAAAAUCUGUUAUAAAAAAGUUACUUCUCUUGUUCAUAUUAGAAAUUGUACAAUGUAUAUAUAUAUAAAAAAAUUGUAAGUUUUCUUAGUUAAUAAAAUAGUUAAAUUAUUUCUAUUUGAUAUCAUAUUUUAAUUCUAUUUCAAAUAUAUUUUUAUUAUAUAUAAGUGGGAUCAGCAUUCUCCUCCCCCAAUUUUUAUAAAAAAUCCCUUGUAUGUUCAUAGAAUUUUUUUUCAAACAGGAAAUAGGUAACUUUUCUUUUACGCCUUACCUACUCGGUUAUAUUAUAUAACGUUAUACAAUAAAGAAAAUCAAUAAAG
Messenger RNA from Aethina tumida (small hive beetle), 5741 nucleotides. It is a transcript of the gene Hcf, whose product is annotated as host cell factor 2. Gene Ontology annotation, biological process: chromatin remodeling; regulation of DNA-templated transcription. NCBI's taxonomy places the organism in Eukaryota, Metazoa, Arthropoda, Insecta, Coleoptera, Nitidulidae. Bases 243 to 3854 code for a protein of 1203 amino acids. The record is from RefSeq and is a predicted model, not a curated record. Gene Ontology annotation, molecular function: transcription coactivator activity; protein binding. The transcript is spliced from 10 exons. Gene Ontology annotation, cellular component: histone methyltransferase complex.